AUGGGUUCCCUGAUUAGCAGCAGCCAGGCUGAAACAGAAGAGGAAGAGUGGAACAAGAGAGUAGCAGAUCUUGAGAACCAGAUCAGCCUUGUACGACAGGAGGCAGCAAAGUCUCGAGAGCGGCGAAAGAUUCAGAAGCAGUACCGAGAGUCUCAGGAGCAGUUCCGAGAGUUUCAAGAGCAGUUCCGAAAGAUUCAGGAGCAGCACGCUUACAAGAGCAGGCAGAACAGGCUCGAAGCGCAGCGAGAGAUCCAGGAGCAGCGACACCCAGAAUUUCUGGAGCAACACCAAGGAAUUCAGGAGCAGUGCCAAGAGCUUGAGGAGCAGCAAAGAGAGCUUGAGGAGCAGUACCGAGAAAUUAAGGAGCACUACCGAGAAAUUAGAGAGGAAUCCCGAGAGAUUGAGGAGCAGCACCAAAAGAACAGGGAGAAGCACCAAGAAAUCAUGGAGAGGGACCGAGAAAUCGUCGAGAGGUACCGAGAAAUCACAGAGAGGCAGCGAGAAAUUGAGGAGAACAAACGCCGAGAAAUGGAGAAAAAGCCCCGAGAUUCAAGUGGUUUGGUCACCAGGAGUUCGGCUCCUCACCAGAGCAGGAUGCAAAAUAGACCAGGAUUGGGGAAACAAUUUGCCAAUAAUGGAGACAUUCUAGCAGACGCUCUUAUGGUUACCGAGCGUUUUAAGCCUGAGGAUUUGGAGAGAAUAUUAUUCCCAAAGCUGCAUGGCCUUGAUGCCGAGACUGUCCUCGCGCUUCCCUGCGAUAAAUGCUCCAUGUCCUUUGAAGCAUUGAGUGCUAUGGCUUCCUACCUUCUUCAAAAUGAUUGCAAGGAGCUCCCCGAAGAUCAAGAGAGAAGCCGGGAGGGCCUGGUUGCUUUGCUCAAAGAAGGAAAAUACGAAGAAGCGGAGAAGCAAAGUGAGAUCUUGCUUUCUGAGCAGGAGUCAGAAGAGCAUCUUGACGAAAAUAGUCUUCCGACAAUUCCUGAAGAUCUAGAGAGGAGAAGAGCGACUUUGGUUGUUUUGCUCCAAGAAGGAAGAUUUGAAGAAGCGGAGAGACUAAGUGAGGCUUUUGCGUCUCAGCCAAUGGCAUAUGAAUGA
Molecule: messenger RNA, 1092 nt
Organism: Aspergillus steynii IBT 23096
Lineage: Eukaryota; Fungi; Ascomycota; Eurotiomycetes; Eurotiales; Aspergillaceae
Exons: 1
Coding region: 1-1092 (363 amino acids)
Source: RefSeq, a predicted model, not a curated record